Kluyveromyces marxianus DMKU3-1042 is the source of this 1272-nucleotide messenger RNA. It is a transcript of the gene ARR3, whose product is annotated as arsenic resistance protein. Lineage: Eukaryota; Fungi; Ascomycota; Saccharomycetes; Saccharomycetales; Saccharomycetaceae. Gene Ontology annotation, biological process: antimonite transmembrane transport; arsenite transport. Bases 1 to 1272 code for a protein of 423 amino acids. The record is from RefSeq and is a predicted model, not a curated record. Gene Ontology annotation, molecular function: arsenite transmembrane transporter activity; antiporter activity; antimonite transmembrane transporter activity. The transcript has a single exon. Gene Ontology annotation, cellular component: plasma membrane.
AUGUCUUCUUCAUUCACUCGUCGUUGUGACGAACCUUCAAUGGAAUCUCGAGAUCAGGAACCCUCCCAAUCAAAUGAUUGGAGACUUUUAGAUACUGCAAAAAAAUUGUCAUAUAAAGACCUAAUGCUACCUGUUACUAUUAUACUCUGCAUGAUUAUCUCGGUAUUAAUAUCUGUUUAUGUGCCUUCUUCUCGGCAUGUAUUUGAUGCUAAAAAAGAUUUUAAUUUGGUAAAUGUCUCUAUCCCAUUAGCGAUUGGAAUGAUCGUUAUGAUGAUACCCCCUAUAUGUAAAGUACCGUGGGAGUCAAUACAUGUGUUCAUAUCGAAGAAUAGCGUGUGGAAGCACAUUGCGAUAUCCCUUGUACUCAACUGGGUGAUCGGACCUUUGUUAAUGACGGGGUUGGCAUGGUUGGUGUUAUUUAAGCACGAGGAAUAUCGUGAAGGUAUUAUAAUGAUAGGAAUUGCCAGGUGCAUUGCAAUGGUAUUGAUUUGGAAUCAAAUUGCGGGCGGAGAUAAUGAUCUCUGUGUCGUAUUGGUAAUCUGCAAUUCAUUACUACAGAUGUUUUUGUAUGCACCUUUACAAUUAUUAUAUUGCUACGUUAUUUCCGCUGGAAAUUUCCAAGGAUCCUAUAAUAGAGUGUUCGAAGAAGUAGCAAAAUCUGUUGGGGUAUUUCUCGGUAUCCCAUUACUUUGCGGUAUUGCUACUCGCAUGCUUUUCGUAUGUAUUAUCGGGAAGGACAAAUAUGAGAGAAAUGUUUUAAAGUAUGUUGCACCGUGGUCUACGAUAGGCUUGCACUAUACGAUUUGUGUCCUCUUCAUAAGUCGUGGUUACCAAUUAGUUCACGAGCUUGGAUCUGCAUUUUUGUGCUUCGUACCUCUUAUCCUAUAUUUUAUAAUUGCUUGGACCUUGACAUUUGUAUUGUUACGGUGCCUUACAAAGCAAUCAACAGAAGAUAAUCAAGAAUGCGAUUGUGACCAAGAAAAACUAUUGCUUCCUAAUAGUUGGGGCAAAAAGACAUGCACGUCGAACUUUCCUAUUACAAUGACACAUUGUUUUACAACAGCGUCUAACAAUUUUGAAUUGUCUUUAGCAGUUGCUAUAUCGUUAUAUGGAAAUGACAGUAAGCAGGCCAUUGCUGCAACUUUUGGUCCGUUGUUGGAAGUUCCUAUUCUAAUGAUGUUGGCAUUGCUAUCCAAAUAUUUACAUGCAAAAUUUAUGUGGGAAUCAGAAGGAAUUAGCUCAGGGCUUCGUUAUUCAUCGAAUGAUAGCUGA